Messenger RNA from Tremella mesenterica DSM 1558, 1653 nucleotides. RefSeq lists its product as uncharacterized. The record is from RefSeq and is a predicted model, not a curated record. The transcript has 2 exons. The coding region runs from base 1 to 1653 and encodes 550 amino acids. Lineage: Eukaryota; Fungi; Basidiomycota; Tremellomycetes; Tremellales; Tremellaceae.
AUGAAGAUUCCCAAGAGGGAUGCAGUGGAUGAUAAUGGUCAAAACGAUUGGUUUUUCAAUCACAAGAAUCUCUUCUACCCUAUCUUAGGUGGUGUAUUAGGUUUCAUCACAUUAUUAUGUCUUUACGUUCUCUGGAGAGGUCCAACACGUACUCUUUUCCCUUGUUUUUUAUCUAAAUCAGGAAAAGAAAGAAAGAAGAAAAAUAAAUCUUCACCUUCUACCGACUCUAAAGCCCUACCAAACUUAUCGACUAUACCAAAUGGUAUAAAAUCUGGGAUUCUUACGAACUCAUCAAGUUCGACUGGGAUUCCUAUUGCUUCAAGAGGAAUCGUAGCGGAUUCAACUUCAUCAACCAAUUUGAAUCCUUCUACAACUCUUCAUAACUUGCCUUCUUCAUCAUCUCCCCCUAUCACUUUGACGAAAGAACUCGACACAAGGUUAACUUCGACCACUUCGUCAACCCUACCUGACCAAAAAUCCCGUUCAAACAAUUCAAACAACAAACCUACACUGACCAUACAUACCCACUCAAAUCCGGGAACUUCACAAGAAAACGUAAAGAAAAACGAUAAUGGUUAUCUAUCCGAAUUGAAAUACACAACCACAACUCAACGUGCUGAAAGUAUACAUUCAUCAUCAUCAAGAAAAUCAAAGAAAUUAGUGAAGAAAUCAAAGAAACCAAAAAGUAUACUAUCACCACAAACAUCAGAUAAUCCUAUGAAAGUACAUUUUCAAACAAACGAUCCAUCCUCUCAAACAAACUCUUAUUUCAAUAAUGAGGAUAUUAAUAUCCAAGGGAAAAGAGAUUCUCCAGCAAGUACAAUAACAUUUAAAUUUCCUUCUCCUCUUCCACCUGGACCUCAUCCACAUUAUUCAUUAUCAUCUCCACUUUCUAAUCAAAUUCCUUCAUAUUCAUAUACCACAUCAUCACCAUCUACUCGUAUCACACCUCAUACUCAAUUACCCAUUUCGAAAACCUUGAAUAAAUCUUCGGGAAAUCAGAAGGAAGUACAACAACAAACACGUGUUCUCCGUCGACCGACUCAUGUUGCUCAUCCAUCAGACGUAUCACAUCCUUCUUGGAGUGCUGGACAACCUUCUUGGCAUUCAUCAGCUUUUUCAAGUUCUGAUCAAAGUUGGAAUUCUUUAAAUAAUUCACAUUAUUCUAAUCCACCCAUAAGCGGUUCUAUGGCUUAUACUUGGUCUGUAGCUCAACCUCAGACGGGAUAUACGAAUUUUACAUCUUAUUCACCUACUCAAUAUAUUCCUUCUCCAUAUCCCCCAAACAAUGGUUAUCCUCCUCAGGCUCCAUUCGUACAAACCCCAAAUAUCGUACAUCCUCUUACUCAUGGUCCUGCCUAUGGAGGUCAAAUUGACAACUCACCCAAUACACCACCUCGAAUGACUCCACCAUACGCUUCACUUGAGAGAUCGAAUGCUGGACGGGUGGAAAGAUCGGAGGUUGAGAUGAAACAAGAAGUACCCAUCACCAUGCCAGUCCCGAGACCGCUGACGGUGGGUCCAGGGGUAGGGAUGAGGAAAGGGGGUGAAGAGAUGGUAUUACAUAUGCCCAUCCCUCGACCUCCAAGAGGAGUAUCGUUAUUCGCUAGUAGUAGUACUAGUCUUUCUAACAGAGUUGAACAUGCACUUUGA